AAAGCAGGGGGCCAUCUCUUGUCCCCUCAAUAAAACUCUGAAAAUUCUCCAUCUUCAUUUCUUCUCCACUAGCUCACCCAAAUUAAAAAAGAAGAAGCUUAAUUCUCUCUCUUCUCUUCUUUUUCCAACCAUGUCAAAGGAAUCCGGCAGCCAUGGCCAGCAGCAGCACCCGAGCCGCUACGAGUCCCAAAAGAGAAGAGAUUGGAACACCUUCUUGCAAUACCUCAAAAACCAGAGGCCUCCAAUCCCCAUAUCCCUCUCCAACUCCACCCACGUCAUCUCCUUCCUCCGCUACCUCGACCAGUUUGGCAAAACCAAGGUCCAUCUCCUUCCCUGCGUCUUCUUCGGCCAGCCCGACCCCCCCGCCCCCUGCGCCUGCCCCCUCAGGCAGGCCUGGGGCAGCCUCGAUGCUCUCAUCGGCCGCCUCAGGGCUGCCUUCGACGAGCACGCCUCCUCCCCCGAGAACAACCCUUUUGCCGACGCCGCGAUUAGGGUUUUCUUGAAGGAGGUCAAGGACUCCCAAGCCAAAGCUAGAGGGAUUCCUUACAAGAAGAAGAAGAAGAGGAGGAGAGUCGUUCACCAUCCUCUUAAGCUGCAUGAUGACAGCUUCAUCAACAAUUCUUCUUGAUUUCUCCUAUUAAGGCUAUAUAACCAAGAGCAAUAAAGGUUGCUGUAAUUAUUUAUCCUUUAAUUUUAUGGCUAGUUUAGCCUAGAUUAAUUAUAAGUCAAGAAUCUCUUUUUAUAUAUUUUGUAUUUUUACUUAUUUCAUUUUUGAAUUGCCUUGUAUCAAAAUUGGAUUCUGCUUGGUUGGAUUCCUUCGAGUUAAUGCAAUCAAGUUCUGAAUAACAAGCAA
This is a messenger RNA of Salvia hispanica, 853 nucleotides long. Its product is annotated as protein LIGHT-DEPENDENT SHORT HYPOCOTYLS 10-like. Gene Ontology annotation, cellular component: nucleus. NCBI's taxonomy places the organism in Eukaryota, Viridiplantae, Streptophyta, Magnoliopsida, Lamiales, Lamiaceae. The record is from RefSeq and is a predicted model, not a curated record. Gene Ontology annotation, biological process: mRNA transcription; response to light stimulus.